This is a messenger RNA of Brassica rapa (field mustard), 2183 nucleotides long. Its product is annotated as arogenate dehydratase/prephenate dehydratase 6, chloroplastic-like. Gene Ontology annotation, molecular function: arogenate dehydratase activity; prephenate dehydratase activity. Lineage: Eukaryota; Viridiplantae; Streptophyta; Magnoliopsida; Brassicales; Brassicaceae. The record is from RefSeq and is a predicted model, not a curated record. Gene Ontology annotation, cellular component: cytoplasm; chloroplast. Gene Ontology annotation, biological process: L-phenylalanine biosynthetic process.
GUAAGAACACAUCAUCAGAACGAUUACGACCCAUAGGGGUUUGAUUUGAUGCGGUUUUGGUUAAGUUUCAUCAGGCUCUUGGUUUAUAAGCUUGGCCCAAACUAGAUUUGUGGAUGUAUUAGAGAGAGCUUCAAUCAGUUAGAUAUAAAGAGAAUUGGUUAUUGAGUUAGUUCUGUUGAUUAAAGUUGGACAGAAGCAUAUGGCUUAUAAACUCAAUAAAAUAACAAAAACCUAAUGCCACAAGUCAAGUAUGGAGGAGUUGGUGGAGGUGGUAGCAUUAGGUAGAGAAUUGACCAAACAAGCGAACUACUCAAGCGACAUUGUUUCUUGCUUCCUCAACUUUGCUAUAUCCUUCCUUGUCUUGAAGUUUCAAAAUUUUCAGACACCAUUGCCAAAACAUGAAAGCUGCACCGCAGUUGGCACGAUCUUAUCCAUCCGAACAAAAUUCGCAGGGAACUGAUACGUACGAAACUAGUCGCUCGGAAUGGCAGAGCUCAUCUGCUAUUCUUACAAGCAAGGUUGUGUCUCAACAGCAGUCCGAAACCUUACCAAUGCCUCCAGUUUCUGUCGGAGUUGAUCAUGUGAACUGUCAUAACAGCACUGCACGUGUCUCACAUCAUCAGAAGCCUCUUACCGUCAAUGAUCUCUCCCCGACUCCCAUGCACGGAUCUAACCUACGCGUCGCGUAUCAAGGCGUUCCCGGAGCUUACUCCGAGGCAGCCGCAGGUAAGGCUUACCCUAACUGCAAAGCUAUCCCUUGCGACCAGUUUGAAGUUGCGUUUCAAGCGGUAGAGUGCUGGACCGCUGAUCGCGCGGUUCUACCGGUUGAGAACUCUCUCGGCGGUUCUAUCCACCGUAACUACGAUCUUUUCCUCCGCCACCGUCUUCACAUCGUCGGAGAAGUCCAUCUCCCUAUCCACCACUGUCUCUUAGCUCUUCCCGGCGUACGCAAGGAGCUCCUCACGCGCGUGAUCUCACACCCUCAAGGUCUCGCUCAGUGCGAGCGCACACUCACAAAGCUCGGUCUCAACGUCUCCCGCGAGGCCGUGGACGACACCGCGGGAGCCGCUGAGUUUAUCGCCGCCAACAAUCUCCACGACACGGCGGCGAUAGCGAGCGCACGCGCCGCCGAGAUUUACGGGCUGGAGAUUUUGGAAGACGGGAUACAAGAUGACGCGAGUAACGUGACGCGCUUUGUUAUGCUGGCGCGUGAUCCAAUCGUACCGAGAACUGAUCGGCCUUUUAAAACGAGCAUCGUCUUCGCGCAUGAGAAAGGCACUAGCGUGCUGUUCAAGGUACUUUCUGCUCUCGCGUUUAGGGACAUCAGCUUGACGAAGAUUGAAUCUAGGCCGAAUCACAACCGUCCCAUCAGGCUUGUUGAUGAUGUGAACGUAGGGACGGCGAAGCAUUUCGAGUAUAUGUUUUACGUUGACUUUGAGGCGUCGAUGGCGGAGACGCGUGCUCAGAACGCGCUCUCGGAGGUUCAGGAGUUCACGUCGUUCUUGCGGGUGUUGGGGAGUUAUCCUAUGGAUAUGACUCCUUGGUCACCAUCAUCCUCAACAUCACACACGGCUUCAUCGUAAAGAAACAAUACAAAUGGAAAUGUAAACAUGUUGAAACCAUAAGAUAUAUAUAAACAUGUUACAUGCAAACCCUUUUCUCAAAAGAGCGUUGACACGUAUAUAAAACAUCAUUUUAAUGUUGUUGAUUAUAAAAAUCAAAUACAAUAACAUAUAAAAGAUUCAAACAAACAUGUAUAUCAUUGAAUUGUAACUAUAUGUAUUAAUCUACCUAACUUAUAAAUUUUAUAAAUAAACAGACUAUUAUUUUUCCACAUGUUUAAAAUAACAAUUUUUAAGAGUAUAAAAAAUAUCACUAAAUACAAAAACAAAUAAAUAGAUAAAUAAUUUAUAUUCCCCACGUUGAAUUCAUCUGAGAACAAUAUAUUAAAAGAAAAUCCAAGCUAAUGUCAAAAUUAAAUUAGAAAAUAGUUAUAAUAAAUAUAAACAAUUACGCUGUCAUGAAAAAGAUGAUGGUACAAUAAAUAUAUGAUUGGGAUAUUCUCUUAAAAACAUAAAAUUAUAUUUCAUCACAAAAUAUCAUCAUUAGGUAAAAGAAAAAAAAACAAAGCUAUUUUUAAUGAAGAAUACAUUAAAUAUAAUUAAAAUAUUAAAAUAUUAAAA